AAGGCAAGAUGGCGGCGUCCGUGGGUCAACCGUGUCUGCGGUUACUGCGCGGAGUCGCCCCGUGGCGAAGCAGCCUCUGUCGCUGUGAAGACCCUACCAUGAGCCAUUUCCUGCAGUCCUUACAGAAAUUGCCUCUUCGAGCCUUUAACACAGAUGCCAGAAAACUUCACACUGCCCCUGCCCGAGCCUUGUUCCUGCUGCGUCCCCUGCCCAUUCUGUUGGUGUCAGGUGGCGGGUACAUAGGGUAUCGACAGUAUGAGAAGUACAGGGAGCGAGAGCUGGAGAAGCUGGGACUGGAGAUUCCACCCAAACUUGCUGGUCACUGGGAGGUAGGAAUAGGGUGGAAGCUCCUCAGGCUCUUAUCCUGCACAGCUGUCUGUUGCUGUUUAAAUUGCUCAAAGUUGAAAUGUCUGAACAAGUCAAUUUGCCUUCUUGGAGCUCAUGUCUACAGUGGGUUUUGGCCAGAUACAGGAGUCAUACGUUUGGCAUCAUGUCAAACUUCUUCUCUGUCCCAGACCUGGUCUUGAUCUCCCUGAAGGCUCUUGAGUAGAAAUCCUCAGAGCUCACACUUUACAUUGGUGUCAACAUUUGGUUGUCGUGCUGUUCUUGCCCAUUUGGUUUGAGAGGGUGAAACUGUUGGUUUUUGUGAUGUGGAUUAGUUCCCACCAGGAACCAGACUGCAAUAAUCAAAUUUAUUUAUCAUCCCUGCUCAGAAUAAUGCUCCCCAUUGAUUAUACUCCCAAGAUAGGGACAGGAUACACUGUUGCUGAGCCAUGUGUCAUCUGUAAUGAAGUAUCUUACUCAUCUGCAGUUGAUAAAUGUUGAAAUGUAACAUAAAGGUGCAAGUUUUAAAAUUACCUUCUCAACCAGUCCUUGGUGGCUUACACUUACAAUCUUGGCUACUUGGGAGGCUGAAAUUGAGAGGAACCUGGUUCAGUGCCAGCCUAGACAAUAGUUCAAGAGA
Messenger RNA from Castor canadensis (American beaver), 964 nucleotides. NCBI's taxonomy places the organism in Eukaryota, Metazoa, Chordata, Mammalia, Rodentia, Castoridae. The record is from RefSeq and is a predicted model, not a curated record.